Messenger RNA from Caenorhabditis elegans, 871 nucleotides. RefSeq names its product Lon proteolytic domain-containing protein (gene R13H4.6). The transcript has 4 exons. The record is from RefSeq and is marked reviewed. Bases 74 to 871 code for a protein of 265 amino acids. Gene Ontology annotation, biological process: proteolysis; protein catabolic process. Gene Ontology annotation, molecular function: ATP-dependent peptidase activity; serine-type endopeptidase activity; ATP binding. NCBI's taxonomy places the organism in Eukaryota, Metazoa, Nematoda, Chromadorea, Rhabditida, Rhabditidae.
CAAUAUUCAAGUCAACAAGAAUAAUAUCAGCUAUAAAUUAGGUCAAUUCAAGUAGUAAACAAUAUAUGUCAGAAUGGUUGUUUCAAUCAUUUCGAAACAAUCUACUUGCACUAACACAGUAAUCAUGCCUGCGCGUGCUGGUGGUAAUCCUAGUCAAUUGAAUACGAGUAUCCACGCGACUCGAGCACCAGCGGAUCCAGCAAUAAAAUCGAUAUCUAAACUGGAAUUUGGAAAGAUUUGGGUGAAUGGAUUGGGUGUUAUUAAACCCAAUGGAGAACAAAAAACAUCGGCGGAAAAAGGUCCGAUUGUCCCUAUCUUUUGCACAUUUUUCAAGUUCAAAACCGACUCGUUUCAUUGUUACGCAUUGGAAAGUAUUGGAGAAGACAUGAAAGAGGGUGCGAGACUGGCUUAUGACGCUGUUACAUUUAAUCUCUGUUCAAUGGGAGUAUCGCAACAUCCAAGAGAGGUCCGUGUUCAAUAUUAUGCCGAGUCUCACUUAGACAGAAAAUCUGCUAUUUUGACGACUGCACUUGGGCUGAUGGCUGCAUUCACAGGCAUGAUCAUUCCAGAUUACAUUGCGGCCACUGGAAAACUCGAUUUACCUGGAAAUGUAGGUGAUAUUGAACUCAAAAUUGAUGCUGCGAUCCAGAAUAAGAAGACUAUAGUAAUUGUGCCAAAGGAUAAUUUUGAAUCGAUUUCCAAGGAUAUGAAAGCACAGAUCAAUGGUGUACCGGUGUCGCAUUUGCUAGAAGCUUUCCAAGUGGUGUCACAACAAGGAAAAAAAAAGAUAAUUGUCAAUUGUUCCCACUCUUUUUUUGCCAAAAUGUCUAGAAUUUCUUUGUAUUGUGCAAUUGAAAUUGAUCAAAAAUAA